AUGUAUUCGACAUAUCUUCCAGACAAUGUUAUAUAUUUCAAGUUUGAUCAGAAUUCGAGUGUCGUUCUCUCUGUAUUUCAUGGAUUUUUCAAUCGUUUAAAGUUAAAUGAUUUGAAAUCUACUUUUAAUCACACUGAAACAUAUGCUAAUGAAUCAGCAUGUGCACCAGUACAUCUAUCAUUCCCAAUAAAAACAUUAUUUGAAUAUGAUAAUAUAUCUAUUCUUCCAAAACAUCGCUUGAAAAUUCAACAAACAAACUUGAUUCCAGCUAUUUGUUUUUACAGUGAUAGUUUUGUUCCAAUUCAUAAAGGUCAUUUAAAUAUGUUGGAAGAAGUAAAAAAAUACAUUAAUAAUCUUGGAACACAUGAAUUCUUAGCUACAUAUAUAUCUCCAGCACAUUCUAAAUAUGUUUCAAAGAAACUGAAGCCAGAAGAAAUGAUUGGAGUUGGUCACCGUCUAUCGAUGAUCAAUCUUGCCAUUGAAAAUCUCGAUUGGGUAAUGCAUCAUCUAUGGAAGACAUUAACAAAUGUAUCGACUGAUGUAGUACCAAUUCUUUCUAUGAUGUCUGAUACAUAUUUUAGAAAAUCCAUAUUUCUUUCAUCUAUACUUUCAGUAUCUUUAAACAAAUCUAUAACAGUAACUUCAUUCGAGUUCAAACGAAUCGAUCGUAAUCAAGGAACUACUGCUCGUCUCUUUCGUUUUAAUAAUAUUCAAUAUUUAUCCGAGAAUACAAAAUCUUUACCACAAAGUUUCGUAUUUAAAGUAUCGGUUAACCUUCCGAAUGGACUUGUUGUUGCAAACGAGCCAAGAUUUUAUCAACAGUUUGCACCACGGAUUUCUAACAAUCUAUUUCGACGUCGUAAUCAACCGCAUAAUCUAGUUGUAAUCGAUUGGCAAACUUGUUCUCGUGCAAAUGGAUUAAUUGAUCUCGUAUUUUUCCUUCGUUAUAAUAAUCGGAAUCAAGUUCGGUUACUUGAACCAAAAGCUUUAGAAGUCUAUCAUCAGAUUCUUGUUAAAUAUGGAGUUUCACAAUACUCACUAUCCCAGAUUCGCAAUGAUUAUUAUUCACUUGCUCUGCCAUUUAUGUUCAUCAACUACAAUAUUUGGCGAUUUCCAGGAGAAGAUAGAUUUAAUGAAAUGGUGAUGAUGUUGGAAGAUACGAUCACAUAUGGCAAUAAUCCUUAA
Molecule: messenger RNA, 1185 nt
Organism: Adineta steineri
Lineage: Eukaryota; Metazoa; Rotifera; Eurotatoria; Adinetida; Adinetidae
Source: the annotation of a GenBank genome assembly